AUGCCGAGUGAGCUAAUGGGGGAUGUAGAAGGCCACAUAAAGAAGAGCAGGAGAGCAAAGCGACGGGUUAUACGGACUGCAGAUAAAAGCGGGUUGUUUGUAUUAGGGUGCCGCUGCGGCUGCUCUCUUUCGUCCCACAAUGGCGGCUGCGACGCUCCGCUCCGCUCCGUGCUCCGCCGCAAUAGCCUCCUGCCCUUGUUCGACACCCACCGCCUUCGAGAUCUCCUCUUCUUCUCCUCCUCUGUCGACCCUACGGCCGCCGUAGGGGACACCAUAUCUCCAGAUCCCCACUUCAUGGUGAAAUACCUCGUGAACUCCUGCGGGUUCUCCCCCUCCGAGGCAGCCAAGUUCUCUAAACCUCUUGCGCACCUCCGAUCCACCGAGAAACCCGACGCCGUCCUUAACUUCAUGAGAUCUCAGGGCCUCGGUGGCGCCGUUAUCAGGAAGGUGAUAUCUGCGGAUCCCAGAUACUUACGCUACAACGUGGAGAAAAACUUGGCCCCGAAGUUUCAGUUCUUACGCGAUUUGGGCCUAUCGGAGUCGGAUAUCGUCGAUGCCAUCCUGAAGAACCAUGGCAUCCUCCUCUUCAACGUUCAGCGUUCCAUCGUCCCCAAAUUGGAGAUGUGGGAAGGUCUCUUGGGAUCGAGAGAGCUCGUUCUCAAGCAUCUCAAGAAGACAACGCGGUUUUUCCACUCCAGCGUUGAGAAGACAUUGCAUCCUAACCUAAAGUUCUUGAGGGAUGAGUGCGGCAUUCCUGAAGAAAGGGUCUCUGUCGUCUUGAGAAGUCACCCAAAAUUAAUCUCACAGAAACCAGAGUCUCUCCGAGCUUUGGUGGCGAGAGCCGAUGAGCUGGGGAUGCCACGGCAAUCUCGGAUGUUCAUGUGGACAGUUAAUAUUAUCCAGAGGGUAAGCAAAGAGAGGUUCGAGGCCAAGGUCGAGUUCAUGAGGAGGUUCGGGUGGUCGGAAUCGGAGUUUUCUUCUGCUGUCAGGAAAGUACCCACCUUCAUAGGCAUGUCCCUCGAUAUGUUGCGCAGAAAAGUGGAAUUUUUUAUCAAUGUGGUCGGUUACACCCCUUCCUUCAUCGCCGACAAAUCAUAUCUCUUGCUAUUUAGUCUGCAGAAGAGGGUAAUUCCUCGGUUUCGUGUCACAGAGAUGUUGAAAUCGAAAGGAUUGUGGACUGGACAAGGCAAGUUUUCAUGCAUUCUCACAUUAUCAGAUACCAAAUUCAUUGAGAAGUUUGUUCUCCCUCACAAAGAAAAUGUUCCUGAGCUGCUUGAUAUUUUGAGAGUUGCGGGCGUGUGUAAAGGAAAAGGUGCCGCUGCGGCCGCUCUCUUUUGUCCCAUAAUGGCGGCUGCGAGGCUCCGCACCGGGCUCCGCCGCAAGAGCCUUCUGCCCUUGUUCGAAACCUGCCGCCUUCGAGAUAUCCUCUUCUUCUCCUCCUCUGUCAACGCUGCCGCCGCCGUAGGCGGCACCAUAUCACCAGAUCCCCACUUCAUGGUGGAAUACCUCGUCAACUCCUGCGGGUUCUCCUCCUCCGAGGCAGCCAAGUUCUCUAAACCCCUUGUGCACCUCCGAUCCACCAAGAACCCCGACGCCGUCCUUAACUUCAUGAGAUCUCAGGGCUUCGAUGGCGCCGGUAUCAGGAAGCUGAUAUCUGGGGAUCCCAGAUACUUAUGCUACAACGUGGAGAAGAACCUCGCCCCGAAGUUUCAGUUCUUACGCGAUUUGGGCCUAUCGGAGUCGGACGUCGUCGAUGUCAUCCGGAAUAACGAGGAAAUCCUCUGCCGCAACGUUCACCGUUUCCUCGUCCCCAAAUUGGAGAUAUGGGAAAGUCUCAUGGGAUCGAGAGAGCUCGUUCUCAAGCAUCUCAAGAAGUCACGCAGGUUUUUCUUCUCCAGCGCUGAGAAGACAUUGUAUCCUAACCUAAAGUUCUUGAGGGAUGAGUGCGGCAUUCCUGAAGAAAGGGUCUCUGUCGUCUUGAGAAGUUGCCCACAAUUAAUCUCACUGAAACCAGAGUCUCUCCGAGCUUUGGUGGUGAGAGCCGAUGAGCUGGGGAUGCCACGGCAAUCUCGGAUGUUCAUGUGGACCCUUUAUGUUUUCCACAACGUAAGCAAAGAAAGGUUCGAGGCCAAGGUUGAGCUCAUGAGGAGCUUCGGGUGGUCGGAGUCGGAGUUUUCUUCUGCAGUCAGGAAAAAUCCCAACUUCUUAUCCAUGUCCCUCGAUAUGUUGCGCAGAAAAGUGGUAUUUUUUAUCAAUAUAGUCGGGUACACCCCUUCCUUCAUCGCCUCCCAACCAACUAUCUUGCUAUAUAGUCUGCAGAAGAGGGUCAUUCCUCGGUUUCAUGUGACGGAGAUGUUGAAAUCGAAAGGAUUGUGGACUGGACAAUGCAAGUUUACAUCGAUUAUCGUAUUCUCAGAUACCAAAUUCAUGGAGACGUUUGUUCUCCCUCACAAAGAAAAUGUUCCUGAGCUGCUUGAUAUUUUGAGAGCUGCUGGCACCUGUAAAGGUAAUGAUACCUUUCAUUUGGCAUCGGAGGAUGAGAAAGGGCUUAGCUGAUGGUCUGAUUUGCCAACGACGAAGUAUGCAGUGGCUUCAAUGGAAUUUGAAAGACCAGUUGCACUGGGUUGAUCAGGAGUCACCAGCUCUUCUGAAAUGUCUUCAACCUCCUUUGGAAUUGCUAAAGCUUUUCUCGCAUCAACAAACUCUUGCAUGCCUCCAUAGGCUUCUGCUCGUCCACCCUUUGUGAUUCCAGCAACAGAUCUCUUCAUUCUUGGAGUUCAUUCUUGGAUUCGGUGGAUGCAACUUCUCAUCAUCAUAGCUGAAGCUUCUGCUCUACUUGAAAGCCUUCUGAAGGCUGCACAACUACAUUUCUCCAACAUCUGAAUCGAACUAAUUCCCUUGAGUUAGUCGAUUUGCUGGUUCCUUAAGAAUAUUUUGGAUGCCAUUUUAUUUGUUUGUUCAAGUAUUUAUGUUGUCGAUGUGGUCCAUGUUUCCCGCAUCAUGAACGGCGUGGCCCAUUGGCUAGUCAAUCUCGGAAGGACUGUAAAUUCUCUAGUAUAGAUCAGUCUAGCUCAGUAUCUAAUCCACUUUAAUCUUUAAUGAAA
Messenger RNA from Musa acuminata AAA Group (dessert banana), 3104 nucleotides. RefSeq lists its product as uncharacterized. The coding region runs from base 1 to 2556 and encodes 851 amino acids. Gene Ontology annotation, molecular function: double-stranded DNA binding. The record is from RefSeq and is a predicted model, not a curated record. The transcript has 5 exons. Gene Ontology annotation, biological process: regulation of DNA-templated transcription. Lineage: Eukaryota; Viridiplantae; Streptophyta; Magnoliopsida; Zingiberales; Musaceae.